Molecule: messenger RNA, 1257 nt
Organism: Dissoconium aciculare CBS 342.82
Lineage: Eukaryota; Fungi; Ascomycota; Dothideomycetes; Mycosphaerellales; Dissoconiaceae
Product: kinase-like protein
Exons: 4
Coding region: 1-1257 (418 amino acids)
Biological process (GO): regulation of mRNA processing; protein phosphorylation; spliceosomal complex assembly
Molecular function (GO): protein kinase activity; ATP binding
Source: RefSeq, a predicted model, not a curated record
AUGGCGAGCUCAUUGCUUCGCCAAGCAUGGCUGCCACUGCUUCGCCGCUCAUGGAAACCUUUGGCAUUCCCGAAAGAUGGCAUACAAUGGAUUCCACGCGGGCAGAAGGUUGAAGAAGAAACAAAUCCUGAUUACAUGGCAAUACGCUACUUUCCCGUACAGAUUGGAGACACUCUCAAAGACCGCUACCAGAUCGUCGGCAAAUUAGGAUUCGGGACCACAUCGACUAUUUGGCUCGCUCGUGAUCUCGAUCAAUGCCGCCAUGUCGCGCUCAAGAUCUAUAUCCGUUCCGCAUCCCUUCAGAACAAGUCCAGCCCAGAACUGGGCGUUUAUAAAUGCAUCGAAAAGUCAUCGAGAUCGCAUCCAGGGCGGCAAGCCGUUCGCGCGCUUCUUGAUGAAUUUACCCUAGAUGGGCCUGAUGGACAACAUCAAUGUCUUGUGCACGAGGCCCUUUGGGACAGUAUGAGGGGAUUGAGAUAUCGUAAUCCUGUGGCAAAGCUGCCCACUAUUAUCGUUGCUACCAUGCUGAGGCGAGUGUUCCAGGCGCUGACACUUCUUCGUGAGGAAUGUCGUGUAGCUCAUACCGAUCUCAAGGAAGACAACAUCCUCAUCGGAGCCGAUGCGUCCAUGUUGAAGGAAUUUGAAGAUGCGGAAUUAAGGCAGCCCAGUGCAAGAAAGGAAGUCGACGGCAGAGUCGUCUAUCUAUCUCGUGAGAUGGGCAUGCCCAAGGAUGCCGGCAUACCUGUUCUGUGCGAUUUCGGCUCAUGCGUGCCGCUCGAUGACGGCAUCGAGCAUCGCGAAGACAUCCAACCUGAUAUCUAUCGUGCUCCAGAAGUCAUACUCGAUGUACCCUGGACAUACAGUGUCGACAUUUGGAACGUGGGCUGUGUGGUAUGGGAUGCUCUCCAAGGCGAGCAUUUGUUCACCGGUAUAGACCCAGAGACUGGAAAGUACCGGGGUCGUGCCCAUAUCGCUGAGAUAAUUGCCCUUCUUGGACCACCUCCAGAGGAUCUGCUCGCUCGCGCCGACUUGAGAAGAAAAUUCUUCUCAGAACACGGCGAAUUUUCUGCCGGCAUUCGUCUCCCUGCAUCAGAGCCGCUCGAGCAGCGCGAGACAUCCUUGUUAGCAGAAGGUGAUGCUGAGGAUAGAGCAUACUUCUUGCGUUUCAUGCGGAGAAUGCUUCAGUGGGAACCGGAGAAACGCAGCACGGCUCGCGAACUAGCAGAGGACGAAUGGAUCAUCAAGAACUCGACAUGA